AUGAAGCUUCUUGCACUUACCUCUGGCAUCCUCGCACUAGCCUCUGGCACCGAGGCAUGCAUUCGUGUCCACGCAUACCUGCACAACGAUCCCGUCGUUGGAGACGGCAUGAAGAUUCAAAUUUACGAGGGCCACCGCCGCAUCUGCAACACGGGCGCGCACAAGUACCUGGCGAGCGACCAGACCAAGUGGAACGUCAAGUGCGAAGGCGACAACUUUGAGGUCGAGCUCACCGACGACGGGAAGAAGGGAACCGUCCGGAAGCACAGCAUCGACUACAAGACCGACCUGGACGCCAAGGAGACCAAGCACAAGGUCGAAUGCACCUACAAGACAGGCCAGAACGAACGCUGCGCAGGCUACACCUCGUGGACGGAAACGACGCUGGUGGACAAGGGCGGCGACUGUGACGAAGAGUUUAGCAUGAAAAACUGCGGUUCGCCCGAGUGUGACCUCACGGAAAAGGACAAGACGCCCGCGAAACCAGUCAAACCCAAGCAAGGCUUGAAGGAGCCCAAGCAAGGCACGCCAAAGGGUGAGCGCCGCCACCGUAGAUUUUAA
This is a messenger RNA of Akanthomyces muscarius, 561 nucleotides long. RefSeq lists its product as uncharacterized. The record is from RefSeq and is a predicted model, not a curated record. Lineage: Eukaryota; Fungi; Ascomycota; Sordariomycetes; Hypocreales; Cordycipitaceae. Bases 1 to 561 code for a protein of 186 amino acids. The transcript has a single exon.